GUGUCUCGUGCAAAACUUCUCGAAAUCUCGUAGUGGACCAAGCAGCUCCUUCCUCCGAUUUUUUAUUCAAUAUUUCCCUCAAAAAAUUUUUAUUCAAUUUUUUUUCUAAGGCAAGAUAUACAACCGGCCCUUCUGUAUUUUCCCCUUCUGCUCUCAACUCUCGAAUUAGCCUUUCUAAUUCGAAUGCAAAAACCUUUGUCUCCUUCAAAGAGGAACAAUUUUUUAAAUUGGCUAAUUUCAUAUGGAGCUCCCGCACUCGCAUUUGUUUAUCCCCAUAAUAAUCCUUUAAUAAUCUCAGAGCCUCCAAAUAACUGGCAGUGUCUAAUUUAAAACCGGACACGAGCUCCUUCGCUUCUCCUUCCAAGAGGGAGCGGAGGAGUGUAAACUUCUCUACAUUCGUGCCUACUGCUCUUUCCACUGCACAGUUAAAGGACUCAAUAAAUUCAGGCCACUCUCUCCGCUCACCAGAGAACCUCUUAAUUUUUAAAGUGGGGAGCUGGUAUAGGUUGGAACCUAACCUUGGGAUUGUAUUCGGAUCAGUCGGGCCCUGGCCUCCGGCGGCAGCUAACUCACGACGGUGCUCGAGCUCUUCCUCUCUCCUCUCUUUCUCGGCCUCCACCGUCACCAAUUGAAGUUGGAGAUUGACCUUUCGGGCUAACUUGCGCAUUUCCCUCGUUUGAACUUCAAAAUGCUCAAUAGUAUGCUCGAUGUGGUGUUUAUCGUUAAAGACCGCGUAAUCCUGAUUCCCCAUCUCUCUUUCAUCCGAGGGAAGUUUCCUGAGCAAGUCGGUCCAAGAAGUCAGAGCGAGCUUCACUUCAUUAACGAUGAGCUCUUGCGUUCUGAUUUCGGCAGCCAGCUCCCUGCUCAGACUUUCGUAUUUAAUUAA
Molecule: messenger RNA, 886 nt
Organism: Meloidogyne enterolobii
Lineage: Eukaryota; Metazoa; Nematoda; Chromadorea; Rhabditida; Meloidogynidae
Source: the annotation of a GenBank genome assembly